Molecule: messenger RNA, 2621 nt
Organism: Vanessa tameamea
Lineage: Eukaryota; Metazoa; Arthropoda; Insecta; Lepidoptera; Nymphalidae
Exons: 4
Coding region: 359-2392 (677 amino acids)
Source: RefSeq, a predicted model, not a curated record
AUAAAACUCUGUGGUUGAGGUUUGACUAUUUGUGAAUUGUGAUUGACUGAUUGCUUUAGAGGUUUCAAAUUGUAAACCUUUGCAAAAACGGAAACUAAUUUCGAUCGUUUCAAUAGUUAAGGGUUAUGUAAAUGUAUCAUAUAAUUUUUUUCUUAUACUCAUUUGAUGUAUUUUUUACGUCAAAUAGUGAAUUUAUAGUGGCCGUAUUUGCAUGUUGCAAGUUUUACUAUUAUUAAGAUUUUAUACUCAUAUAUACUAUACUCUUUUUAGUAGUAUUUUAUUCGCGUACUUCGGUUUGUACGUAAUAAUAAAGAUUAAUAUUGUCCUUCAGUUUAAUAAAUUAAUAUAGUAUAACCUAAUGGAAAAUCAAAGAGGUUCUUCUGAUGGUGAAGAUAUUCCGAGUGAUUUCUUCGAUGAUUUCAAUAAGGAAGAAUUUAUGGAAGGUCUUAGUGUGAUCGAUAGUUGGGACGAUGAAGACAAAAAAGCGGUCGGUUCACGGGCGCGAAAUAUAAAUUUAGCAGUCGAUAACGUUCGGGAUUUAAGGGAAUUAAUAGUUAGACAAGAGGACGACACCAGAGAAGACAGGUCAAAGUGGAGGCGAAAUAGGUCUCCUUCUCAUAACCAACAAAGUAGUCGACAUAGACCUGAAAGUGAUCACUUGGAUGACUAUAUUAAGCCUGGCAGUAGACGCGAUCCAAACAAGACAAACGAAGCCAUUAGAAGAGAUAAAGAAGUAAAAGUAAAGGAGUACUUAGCUAAGCAUUUAGAGUCUGGUAGUGACUUAUGUCCACCUGGAACUGAACUUGAAGACUAUUUUGAAGAUCAUAAAACUGUUCAAGCCAAAAAACGUUUAUCUGUUAAUAAAAGUGAUGCCAUUUCACCAGUUAGAGAACAUCGCUUUAAGCAUGCGCAUUAUAGUGGUGAUUCUCCCAUGAGGCGGCGAGACUCGCCUCCAAGAUAUAGGCGUAUGCAUGGUAGCCCACGACGACCACAUCAUAGUCCACAUAGAACGAUGCGGUCCAAUAUACGAUAUCAUAGUCCAUACAAAAAUAUUCGUAAAUAUCAUAGAUAUAGUCCUCGAAGAGUAAGUCCAGAAUACCGUCGAGAUCAUCGAUCAAGAUCACCAUACAAGCGAUAUCGUCAUCAGUCACGAUCACGAUCACGUUCACCUGAUCGAAGACAUGAAAGAGAAGAACAUCAUCGAUCGCAGUCAUCGAACAAUAAAUCAGGGAGAGAUGAUUUCCUUUACCCCAAGGAUUAUCUUCCCCCACCUGAAUAUUCCUGUGUUAAAACUGAAAUGCCCUACCAGGUUGAACCAGAACCACAGUACUCUAAUCCCGUCCCUGUUAAGUAUGGAGAUGCACCUAAUUAUUCCUAUACACAGGUUCAAGGGUACAGUGGUUAUGGAAUUCCAUAUGAAUAUGGAACUCAACCAACUCCACCAAUUGUUAUGCCAGUUCCUCAACCUGUACCACCCCCAAUCAUUCCCCCGACAUCCUCAGAUCCGUCACUUUUUAACCCCGUUCAACCAACUGCAAGCAUUCCUCCACAGCACAUUGUUUUACCGGCUAUGACAAAUCAAUCUGCAAUCCAAAAUAUACCAGACUCUAUGCAGAGUACACAAAUUGAUGCCUUAGCAAAACUGGUUGCAGAUGGCAAAUUAUCACGUGAAGACUAUUUGAAGUUGGCUCCUAAUAAAGGUUUAUGCCAAUCUAUGGAUACCCAUGCAAGAGUAGCUGUUUUGAACCGCUGCCACAACGCCAUGUCUAGGCUUGGCAACAUUAUGGUGCCAAAUCAACUGUUAAUAAAUAACAGUCUUAUUGGCCCUGAACGAAAACAAAUUGCUCCAAAGUUUUGUUCACCUCUCAAGCGUCAAGAAACUAUGGAUUUUCACUUCACCAAACAUGAUUCAUCAGCAGUCGCUCGGCAGAACAAGCUCAUCGUAGAUUCUAUCAUAGCUACGCUCGACAUCGAGAAGGUUGUUGGAAGAACGAAAAAGAUGCAGAAGGAUACGAAGGACGCAGCGGUGCAAACUACAAGGCCUUUCUGUGAUGUGUGUGAGAUUCGUGAAAAUACAAAGUUUAGAAAUGCCGAAACAUCAAUCGAUCGUGAACAAUUUUCAUGUACAGUUCAUACGCAGGUUGAAGAACAACGUUUGGUUAGCUCGAAAUCUAUGUUCAACCCAACUGGUGGUAUAGCUGAAGGUGCGAAUAUUUCGAUUGCUCACAUGACUCCUGCGCAACUUGUUUCACAGCUUGCAGCACGAGCCAAGACAUUGAAGCAGACAGAACCAGCACACUCAUCGUCCCAAUUCCGUCAUACGCAAGGUUUCGACUACGACGACAGAGGGAGUGAUAAACAAUAUCGCAAUCAUUACAACUAUCGCUAUUAAAUGUUAAAGCGGAAACGAAGUCUCGAUUGUAAGCUUUGUAGCUGAUUAUUAUAGAUUCCAAUUAUAAUAAAAGUUUGAGGAUUUUGUCCUUGAAUUAAAACAACGAGAUUUUUGUUUGUGCUGAAUUUUAUUACUUUGUAUUAUAAUUUAUCAUUAAUUUCGUCACAAUAUUAUGUAAUCCUAAUAUGAAUUUCUUUGUAUAUUAUCUUAAUAAAUUAUUUUUAUUCUA